Gastrolobium bilobum is the source of this 1152-nucleotide messenger RNA. Its product is annotated as nuclear transcription factor Y subunit A-3-like. Gene Ontology annotation, molecular function: DNA-binding transcription factor activity, RNA polymerase II-specific; RNA polymerase II cis-regulatory region sequence-specific DNA binding. Gene Ontology annotation, cellular component: CCAAT-binding factor complex. Bases 319 to 1023 code for a protein of 234 amino acids. The transcript has 6 exons. Gene Ontology annotation, biological process: regulation of transcription by RNA polymerase II. Lineage: Eukaryota; Viridiplantae; Streptophyta; Magnoliopsida; Fabales; Fabaceae. The record is from RefSeq and is a predicted model, not a curated record.
AUCAAAGUCAAAGAGAGAAGAGGUGAAGAAUAAGACAGAGAGAGAGAGAGAGAGAGAGAGAGCAUUCUAGAGUGAGAAACAGAGUAAAAACCAAACUUCAAGUGAGGUAUUGGGUGGGCUGAGGGAGGGUUUCAAGAGAGGAGACAUGCCCAAGUUGAACAUAGAAGCUCUACUAAUACUUGCUUCUUUCUUCAUGCCUUGUCAGAUCCCAAAGGGUAUGGUUGAAGGUUUUGACUUUUGAGAAUUAAGGCUGCAUUACUGUAUACAUUUUACUCAAGGAAUGGUCAAGAUCUGAAUGUUGGUUAUGUGGAAGGUUAAAUGAAGCCGUUCUUCUUGUUGAAUCAUCCUGAUACUAUGUACAAUUGUUCACAAGCUGAUUUUAGUCAGUCAAUGGUCCGUGCUCCUUAUCCGUAUGGUGAUCCUUUUUUUGGUGGUUCAUUAGUUGCGUAUGGACCACAGGCUAUUAAUCAACCCCAGAUGUUGCCCCAGAUGCUGGGAUUAGCAUCCACCAGAAUUGCAUUACCACUUGAUCUUACAGAAGAUGUGCCCAUUUAUGUCAAUGCAAAACAAUAUCAUGGUAUACUGAGAAGGCGACAGUCACGAGCAAAGCUUGAGGCUCAAAACAAACUCAUCAAAAAUCGUAAGCCAUAUCUUCAUGAGUCCCGGCACCGCCAUGCAUUGAAUAGGGUUAGGGGAUCCGGGGGACGCUUUCUUAGUGCCAAACAGCUACAGCGAUCUAAUUCAGAACUUGUUUCAGGUGCCCAUUCAGGCUCAGACCCUGUCAACGUUUAUCAUAAGAAAGAUGCAUCAGAGGUGGAAAGUCAUCCCUCAAGAACUGGAGAAAAUGCAUCUUCUAUCACAACCUUAUCUGGACUAACAAGUUUGUCCAGUAACAGUGUCAAUUUUAGGCAGCCUGAGCACAUGUUCUUGGGGAACUCCACAAAUAUGAGUGGGGCAUCACAAUGCAGUGGGGGACUCACCUUUGGUGGUGGAAUUCAGCAAUGUGCUCCAGUUGGUCGGUGAGAGGUGGAACCAAGCAAAAUAGUUCACCGAUCGGGCAAAUCAUCCUUGGCUUAAUCACUUUAAUGUAUGUGUUUCAUGUUCUACAGAAAUGUUGUUUUAUGAGAGAUUCUGCAUUAGCACUCAGACAUU